AUGAGCGACAGUGAUAGCAUCAAAGCCAAAGACACGGAAUUCUCCAACGAUGAAAAGAAAGCAAUACCUACAGUUUUCAAAUCUACUUCUAAGUCAAUUGGGGUGAGAAAGGCUGAGAUUAUGAUGGAACAGUAUCAAAGUCCUGCCUUGAAGGUCCUUCUCUUUGUAAGUAUCUUCAUUAUGUCCUACACUUAUGGGGUUGAUGGAACACUCAGAUACACAUUCCAAGCAUAUGCAACUGCUUCCUACGGUCAGCACUCACUUAUUGCAACCGUUGGGGUCAUUCGUGCAGUGAUUGCUUCUGCAUGUCAGCCAACAUAUGCCCGUUUAUCGGACAGAUUUGGUAGAAUUGAACUUUUUGUGGUUUCUAUAAUCUUCCACGCAUUGGGAACUGUAAUCGAAUCCCAAGCUUACGACGUUCAAAGAUUUGCGGGUGGUGCCGUUUUGUAUCAGCUCGGAUCCUCUGGAGCAACUGUUAUGAUUCAAGUCAUUUUAGCUGAUUUUUCCACCUUAAAUUGGAGAAUGGUUUGUUCUUUUGUUCCCGCCUUGCCAUUUAUUAUCAAUACUUGGGUAUCAGGUGAUAUUUUGGACUCCUUGUAUCCAAAAUACCUGUGGAACUUUUGUAUCGGUAUGUGGGCAUUCAUAUUUCCUUUGGCAUGUAUCCCAUUGCUUGGGUGCUUAUUUCACAUGAGAAUCCUUGCUGCAAGAACUGAAGAGUGGAAGGUUGUUGUUGAGGAUGAAAAAAGGGCACACCCUACAAAAUGGGCUUCUUGGAAGAAAAAUAUCCUUGUCGAUUUAUUUUGGGAGAUUGAUGUAGCUGGUAUUUUGUUCCUCAUUUGUAUCUUAGGGUUCAUUUUGGUUCCAUUCACUCUUGCCUCGGGUGUCACCGAUAAAUGGAAGCAAGCCUCGACUAUUGCUCCGCUUGUUAUUGGUUUUGUUCUUAUUUCCCCAUUCAUUGUAUGGGAAAAAAAGUACGCCCGUUUCCCAAUUACUCCAUUUGCCUUGCUCAAAGAUCGUGGUGUGUGGUCAGCUCUCCUUAUUGGUAUUUUAAUUGACUGGGUCUGGUAUAUGCCAAAUGAUUUCAUGUACACUGUUUUGAUGGUGGCCAUGAAUCAAUCCCAAAAGGCGGCAAUGAGAAUCACGUCCUUAUAUUCUUUUGUUUCUGUGAUCGUUGGACCUCUUGUUGGACUUGUUAUUGUGAAGUUCAGAAGAACUAAAGGGUUUAUCAUGUUCGGUGGGUGUUGCUGGAUUAUUUCACUUGGUCUUCUCGUUCACUUUAGAGGUGACAACGAUGGUAUUCAAUCUGAAAAGUUUGUUAAUGGGGUCAUUGGCUCUCUCUGUUUGUUGGGGUUCGGUGCUGGGUUCUUCACUUACACCACACAAGUUUCCAUCGCAACAUGUACCAAUCAUGAGCAUAUGGCUGUCGUUCUCUCUCUUUACUUUGCCGCUUACAAUGUGGGUUUGGCAAUUGGUGCCUCCGUUUCUGGCGCUGUUUGGACUAACCUUAUGUAUAAGGAAAUUGUCAAACAGUUUGAGAAGGCUGGAAUUGAUACAGCACUUGCAACAUUCGCCUAUGGUUCCCCAAUUGGAUUCGGAGGGUUCAUUGAAACGUAUACAUGGGCUUCUCCUGAAAGAAUACCAGUUGUAUUAGCUUAUGCUCACGUUCAAAAGAUCCUAUGUAUAGUUGGACUUGUUUUGGCUUUCCCGUUACUCUUUUCAACAUUCUUUUUAAGAGAUCACAAACUUGAAUCUGUACAGAGUCUUGAAUUAGCUCAUGAAGGUGGUAUUAGGGAAAAUAAUGGAGAAAUUGUGGUAAAUAACUAUGACGAUGAUUUCUUUGUUAAGAAAUUCAAGUCUAUAAUUGGUAGACAUUAAUAUUUUGUGAAUA
This is a messenger RNA of [Candida] anglica, 1888 nucleotides long. The record is from the annotation of a GenBank genome assembly. NCBI's taxonomy places the organism in Eukaryota, Fungi, Ascomycota, Pichiomycetes, Serinales, Debaryomycetaceae.